GAAAACUUCAAAUUUAUCCACCAUCACAUUGUUUUGAAAGAUUUUCAUCAUUACUGUUAAUUUGUAGUAUAAAGAUGACAUCGGAAAGUGUAGUAGACUCAAAGAUUGAGCAUCAUCAUAAUUGUAAAGAUCAUCAUCACCAUCAUGGUGAUGAUUGUUGCAAAAGGUCCAAUGAUCAUAAAGAGUGCCAUCACGAUAAUACCAAUACAAAGCAUAUUCAUCAUCAAAAUCCAAAAAGGAAGAGAAAUGGAUGUGCUAUUUGUGGGUUAAUGCAAAUUAUGAAUCCAUUCCCUGCAACUGGUAAUGUUGAUGAUUAUGAACCAACUAAAUUUGAGGAAGCAAUGAAUGUAUUGACUCAUUUGUUGCCAAUAGCCAUUUUUACAUACUUUUCGAAUAGAAUGUUUGUGGAAAAUUUGGUCAACUCAUCAGAAGAAAUGUUUGUGGCAUUGGUUUUUUGUAUUGGGAUGUGUAUUUUGUUUCUAGUUUCGAGUACUUAUCAUUUUGUUUGUCUAAUUUAUGGAAAAAAUCACCCAAAUGUUGAUUUUUUCAGAUCUAUGGAUUAUGCCACUAUUUAUAUUUUCAUUGGUGCCUCCUAUACACCAUGGUUGGCUCUGGUUCCACUUGGAGAGGAUGGAACGUUUGGAAAAGGUUUUGCAGUUUUGGUGUGGAGUAUUGCAGUUAUUGGACUCAUCAAAUCUUACAAUACCAAAUUCUUACCUCAAAUUGAAAGUGUUGUCUUGUUGAAUUUGAUGGGUUGGGUUGCUAUUAUAAUUAUUCCACCAGCUCUAUUUACACACGUUCCAAUUGAGGCUUUUAUUUUCUUAUUGAUUGGAGGUAUUUUCUAUUCGGGAGGAUGUUUCAUUCUCAAAUAUGGAGAUGGUAGAAUACCAGCAGCUCAUGCCAUUUGGCACAUGUUAGUGAACUGUGGAGUGUUAUUCCAUUUCCUAGUAAUGGAAGUUUAUUUGAUUAAAUUGGAUACACAUUUUAGACCUGGUGAUGAAAUGCCACUCAUGGUCUAUGAACAAGUGAUUGAGGCAUGGAAUUCGAAUAGAACUUGGCACUUCCCAGCCUUUAAUGUUUUGUAUAGAUAAAUUA
This is a messenger RNA of Naegleria gruberi, 1095 nucleotides long. RefSeq lists its product as uncharacterized. The record is from RefSeq and is a predicted model, not a curated record. The coding region runs from base 75 to 1091 and encodes 338 amino acids. Gene Ontology annotation, cellular component: membrane. Lineage: Eukaryota; Heterolobosea; Eutetramitea; Acrasida; Naegleriidae. The transcript has 3 exons.